AUGGCUGAUGCUGGUCUGAUAUCCGCAUUUGUUGAAAGAUGGCACAGAGAGACCAGCUCAUUUCAUCUGCCAUUUGCAGAGAUGACUAUCACUUUAGGCGACGUCGUGACUCUCCUUCACAUCUCACCACAUGGUAAAUUUUUUGAUGCACCUGUGAAUAUGAACACUAAUAAUGCUGCAAGAGCUGAACAUGAGUACUUAGGUGCAACAUGGGAGGAAGCAUGUGCUGAGAUUAGUUAUAACAAAUGUGCCCAAUAUAGAUUGCAAUGGUUACGUGAUUUAUAUAGUCGUCUCAUUCAAACUAACCAGUUUGAGUGUGCGGCUAGAACGUAUCUGUUGCAUUUAGUUGGCUGCACUAUUUUUGCCGAUAAAACAAAUAUGCGUGUUGAGAGAUGGAGCUGUCCACGACACUCGACAGUUGGGAGGUUGACCCUACUACAGUGUUGGAUUUACGAGCACUUCCCUAGGAUCUAUAAGCGGGGUGAUAGAUGUGCAGUUCCUGCACAUCUUCCAAGAGCAUGUAGGUGGACUGCAAAACAUGCUGUUGAAGGUGGAUUAAUGACAUAUCGUCGGAGAUUUGAUGCAUUGUUGCUCGAGGAUGUAGUGUUUACACCAUAUGAUGAUGAUCGAGCUAAUCAUCCAUUUGUAUCGAUUUCGAUGUUUUUUGGAUAUAUUCGAUGUGGUGGAGUCUCAGUCCCAUAUUUGCCAGAGCGAUGUCUUCGACAGUUUGGUCGUAUUCAGUGCAUUCCGCGUGACAUUCCUCCGAUGCCGAACAAUAUAGAUUGGGUCUGGCAGACUACUAUGAGAUCAGCUGUAGAUGCCUUUCAGAGACUAUAUCAUGUUGCGACUUUUCCUGGAGAGGUCACUGCAGACUACUAUGCAUGGCAUAUUAGUGUUUCACAUCCUCUGAUUCUCCCUCCGUCCACUAUUGUACCUUCAAGUCCACAUACUAAUACUGCUGCACAUGUUGGUCCAUCAUCUUCUGCACAUGCUGCUACUGCACAUGCUGGUCCAUCAGAGCGAGACCGUAGAGCAACUGAGCUUGUACGUAGGGCCAUAAAUUUGGUAACUCCGUUUAGUGAAAUUCAUAUCAUAUUAAGUGAUUAA
Cicer arietinum (chickpea) is the source of this 1107-nucleotide messenger RNA. NCBI's taxonomy places the organism in Eukaryota, Viridiplantae, Streptophyta, Magnoliopsida, Fabales, Fabaceae. The record is from RefSeq and is a predicted model, not a curated record.